GACCUUAAUUACUCAGGCCGUACAAGAAACUUCCUGCACUCUGGAAAUCCUACAUUUCCGCUUAGAUGACUUCACUCAGGCCUUCACCAACCUUCAUACUAUCAAAAAGAUGUCCCUUGGGCUGAUUACAGAUGAAACCCUAGCUUCUUUCAAGCAAAAUAAAGACAAACGGAAGUAUGCAGCUUUGAUCCACCAUAAUAUCAUAACAGCAAUAUACAAGAAGCUAUGGAUAACUUCUCGGAUAACACAACAUGACCUGAUAUUUCAGCCACCUCCUCCAUUAAGACCUCCUGCAAUGAUGAAGACUAACCCACUUAACCCCACUUUUCUAAAUAACAAGAUCCACCAAUAUAUAACUAAUGGACAAUUUUCUCUUAACUUCUUGCUCAAAGACUAG
This is a messenger RNA of Ambispora leptoticha, 397 nucleotides long. The record is from the annotation of a GenBank genome assembly. NCBI's taxonomy places the organism in Eukaryota, Fungi, Glomeromycota, Glomeromycetes, Archaeosporales, Ambisporaceae.